AACCUGCACUCAACAGGUGUCAGACUCCUGGACGUGAAUGUAAGAGCAUAAUGGAAAAGCACAAGAGCUGAACUUUAAGCUUUCCAAUAUAGGAGCCACACAGAGGCUGGUUAGGCUCUGUGGUUCAUGUUACCUGUUGGCACUGACUGGAUGAGUCCAAGAGUCACACACCAAGUGGGAGUGUGUGUGUGCGUGUGUGUGUGUGUGUAUACAGUAUGUGUGUGUCAGCUAAUGGGAAGGGGACAGGGCACCCUCAGGGAGAACAGAUAGGUAAACAAGUGCAGGGCUGUUUCACUUGCUCCGUCACACGGACAACAUACUCACUAAUGAUCUCAACGACAGCCAGCACAGCCGACAUGGUGACACAGGGCAAACUUCAGAUCAACGACGCAGAGCAUGUCGAAGAUAAAAACUCAGGGAGGCUGGGAUGUUUCGGUUGGCUGUUGGUCCUCGUAUCUCUCCUCUUUAUAAUACCAACCUUCCCAGUCUCAUUUCUUCUGUGUAUUAAGAUAGUGAAGGAGUACGAACGAGCUGUCAUUUUUAGACUCGGCCGGAUCACAGACAGAAAACCUAAAGGGCCAGGACUUUUCUUUGUUCUGCCCUGCACUGAUACCUUUGUGAAAGUCGAUCUGAGAACUGUGUCCUUUGACAUCCCUCCACAAGAGAUCCUAACCAGAGACUCAGUGACAGUGUCUGUGGAUGGUGUAGUGUACUUCCGCAUACACUGCCCCAUCUCAUCUGUGGCCAAUGUGUCUAAUGCACACUCAUCUACACGGCUGCUGGCUCAAACGACCCUGAGGAAUGUACUUGGUACCAAAAACCUUGCAGAACUGCUAUCUGACAGAGAGGGCAUAUCACUCAGUAUGCAGGAAGCUCUGGAUGACGCCACCGAUCCGUGGGGCAUUAAGGUGGAGCGCGUGGAGAUCAAAGAUGUGAAGUUGCCUCAGCAGCUGCAGAGAGCCAUGGCAGCAGAGGCAGAAGCCAGCCGGGAGGCCAGAGCGAAGAUCAUUUCUGCAGAGGGAGAGAUGAACGCUUCCAGGGCUCUGAAAGAAGCCUCUCUGAUCAUUGCUGAGUCACCCUCUGCUCUCCAGCUGCGAUACCUGCAGACCCUCAACACCAUCGCAGGAGAGAAGAACUCUACCAUCAUCUUCCCUCUGCCCAUAGAUCUACUGCAGAAUUUUAUGAGGAAGUAGUGAUAUUCUUGUCAUAUAGUUACUGUUACAAGCUUAUGAGGUAUCUUUUUCAGAUGCUGUAUGGUCUAACAGGCCUAGUGUGUUAACUGCCGAACUGCACUCUGCAUUAUUACUUCUUAUAGAAAGUUGUCCUAUCUAAGAAUGGUAAAAUAUAAAAUAGAAUUAAUAAUUAUUAUAUAUUAUGAUAUAUUCACACCAAAACUCACUUUUGCACACUUAUUUUCUUAUUGUGAUUUAAUACUUAAAUACAAAGUGCAACAUAUACAGUAUAGACAUUAGUGUCUCAUCACUAACCACAAUAUUUUAACCAGCUAAGCUACAGUUGCGGUUCUGGAGGAGGACAAAUAAAUAAAUCAGUAAAUGAAAUGCACAAGAAAUGUAAAACAAAGAACAAUACACAACAACCGUAUAAAGACAUGCUUUCAUAUCAACUCAUCCAGAGUGUGAAUUUCUGAAAUACUGAACACAAUCUUUACAACAGAAGUCCUGUAAACAAUCAACAGAAGUACCGACAUCCACAUGAAACACCAUCCCUCUCUGACAUUGGAUGUAAAAUGUAAACAAAACCUCUUUAAUUCUAGUGUCGGACAAACAUUCAGUAAAUGAGUACAAGGUCAUGUCCACAGGACACAGAGGCAAUCAGUGCAAUUGGAGUACCUGAUGGAGAGAAAUAUCAUUUCCACCCUUUCAGAACAUAGUAAAGCCCACCAAAUUAAACAUAAGCAACCUCACCUACAACAGAAUCCUUGUUCAAGCAGAUUUCCACAUUUUAUGUAUGGGGGAGCUGAUUAUUAUAUCAUACUAUAAUAGUAAAGCAAUACUUCUUCAAUGUCUUUGUAUAUAUUUGCUGACUGCACUAUGCUCUUUAAAAUAUUUAUACAUAUUCUGUACAUCCAAAUCAUUUUAUACAAAGGAUAUCUUGCAAAACAGACAGUUGAGCUGAAUGGUUAUGUAAACAUGAGCAAAAGCUUAAAUAAAAGUACAAUAAAUACAGAAAAAAGUUAUGGCAGUUGUUUCCCUUCGAUGACUCGUAAUCCUCCUCAAGACCUGAGAUUAUUCUCUACAAUGAGAAAUGAGGUAACAGCUUGCAGAUUUUCAGAGUUUUCCUACUUGUUUAGAUAAAUCAACAGAUUUUGUAUUUUUCCAUCUCAACAGGAAUUUUGCCAAACAUCAACCUGGAGGUACAAAUAGAGAAUGAAUGUUUAGAAGCCAAAACAAUUUCCCAUCAUAUUUACUCAGCAGGUUUUCUGUGGUGAGUUUCAAAACACAGAAAACAAUCAGCAAUAUAGAAAGGAAUCAUUCGAGUCAGCUGCAAGAGUGUUGAUAAGGUACACUUACAGAAAGAAAAAGAACCAAUGAGACACAAUGAACAUGUUGCAUUUACAUGUGUUCAAGUCAGAAUAUUUUGACUGCAAUGACUGCACCAUUUAUGGCUGAUUCUGCAGCACUUAACUCCAGACAUAUGACACCUACAGUACUUGAUAAAAACAGCUGUGUUUAAUGACUUCCUCUUUGGUGGUUUCUACAGAUCCUGCGCUUUUGGGGGAACUCAUUAUAUUUCCUUAACCCGACUGAAGGUGAGGGGCACCAUCUCACAAAAAAGUGAGAUUCGUCUGCAAUGCACGAUGAUUUAUUUCUUGGUUUCAUUUGAAAAAAAAAAAUCCUGGUCUGUUUCAUUAGGAAAAGAGGUAACUUUCGUUGCCCCUUCACCCCUCUGCUCCAUAUCGUCACACAGGUAAUCCUAAAACAAAAGUCAUUACUGGAAGACAGAACAUGCUUUAAAGAGAGCAAUACAUGUACAGUUUUUACACAAUUAGAAUUAAUACUACAGUUAUAGUGUGUUGGCAGUUCAAUGGAUUUAUGAGUUAUGUUGUUGUAGUCAUACGUUUCAGGUCAAUACUGGUAUCUAGUUGUUCAAGGAAAAUGUAGAAUGGAUGAUUGAGGUUAGAUGUGUAGUCACUCAUACACUACUGAUGUAUGAUAGUUCAGCAUGAAUAGGAUAACAUAUCCCAAAGAAGAAUCCGCACUUUGAGAGUAACGCACUGUAGGUAGUUUUGUGAUUUUACUCAAACUAUUGCCUGUGCCUUGAUAAACAUUGCUGGUGGGAGAGAAUGGACGGCAAAGGCGCUUCUUGUGUUCAUUUUAUACACUUUUGAUGUUUGCUGUGUCUCUUACAUCCAUCGUCCUGAGCGCUGGAUGAGAAGAUGGCGAUGCAGAUGGGAGGCGAAAACAUGGAAAUGAGGCACCUUUACUCUGAUCCUGCUCUCUGAAGUUUACAAUGACCAGGUCUUUCAUCCACUGCAGUAUCACAGCACGUCCGUUGUGUGGGCCGUUCAGAUGGAAUAGAGAAAGAGGAGGCCAGAGAAUUCCCUUUUGAUCAUUAAUACAAUUCUAUAGGUCAGAGAUUAAAAUUCCUCGGGGCUGACUUUGGAAAUGCACCACAUGGCUAAACGGCAUCUUCCCCAAAAAGUAUGUCUACAUAGUGUAAAAUCCUAGUAACAUUCAACAAUAAAAACAAAUCGGGGCUUCCGAUGCCAGAUAAAAGAAAGCGUUUGAUACAAGACCUUCCAUU
This is a messenger RNA of Epinephelus moara (kelp grouper), 3765 nucleotides long. It is a transcript of the gene stoml3a, whose product is annotated as stomatin (EPB72)-like 3a. The coding region runs from base 216 to 1193 and encodes 325 amino acids. Gene Ontology annotation, cellular component: plasma membrane. Lineage: Eukaryota; Metazoa; Chordata; Actinopteri; Perciformes; Serranidae. The transcript has 7 exons. The record is from RefSeq and is a predicted model, not a curated record.